CGUUGCGCAUGCGAUUAUCUGUACACGUGGGGAAUGCAUCGCUGAAUACGAUGGAAGAAAUAAGUUCCAUUGCAGUGGUCAGUCCCAGCAUACUUGAAGGCAAGAAGAAAAAGCUAAAAGGAACCCCAAAAAGUAUCAAGAAACAGAAAGCACCAGAUGUUGAAGUCAGAGAGACACCAGAAGGAGAUAUUACAAGGAAGAAAAGCAAAGGGAAUUUGUUUAAGAAUACAAACUUUCCAACUGACAAUACAGUUACAAAAAGUGGUAAAAAGAAACAGACUAAAUCACCAGACACUGUCUCAGUAAAAAAUAAUAAACAGAAACUAAAAGUCACCCCUGAGAAGAGAAAAAGUGAUACAAGUUAUGAUGGUGAUGAUGAUGGGAGUACAAAAAGUACCCCAAAGAGGGUGAAAUUCACCCCUGGGAAGCACAGUACCCCACAGGAGACCCCCAAUGACGUGACAAAAUCAACACAAAAAUCUGUUAAACAAAAAAGGACUAAAAAGAAAGCCAAUGUCAGUUUAAAAAGUGAUAAGACUGGCGAUGGUAGUAGCACUGUAUCAGAGCCCUCUGGUGUGAAUACAUGGGCCGAGGCUCUUGAAAGGGCACAGAAUCAAGAAACUGAUGUCAGUUGGGAGCAGGCUGUGGCUAAAGCUAGGGGGAAACCUGAUGGAGUAGGGGAAGGAGAGGCAGAGAAAGUUGGUGCUGGGAAGAGCAAUAGCAGAGAAAAUGUCUCGGAGAAAGGGCAGAAGAAGGUUGAAUUUGAGAAGAAAAGUAAAAAGGAAUUUGGAAGCAAGCAGGUGAUGAAACUUGCAGGCAAGACACUCAAGACACUGACUGGUAAAGCGGCAAAAGAAAAAGAAAACAAAAAUUCUAAUAAAAGGAAAAGGGAAAGUGAUGCAGCUGGGAAAAAGGAAGAUGAUAAGACAAAGAAGCCCAAACUGGAGGAAAUGUCAAAGAAAGAUAGAAAGAAAGUAAGGAAAAUGCAACGGACAAAUUUUGAAGUUAUUCAGCAGACCAAAAAGAUAUGGGAGUCCUUAAGAAGACAUGAUUUGAAAGCUGAAGAAAAAACAAAGCUAUGUCAAGAGCUGAUGAAUAUGGUGCGUGGAAAGGUCAAAGAGCUGGUGUUUGCGCAUGAUACAGCCAGGGUGAUUCAGUGUCUCAUGAAGAAUGGCAGCCAGGAACAAAGAACUGAAUUAUUUGAAGAGCUGAAAGAUGAUUUAGUGGAACUUUGUAAAACCAAAUACUCCAGCUUCUUUGUAAAGAAAGUUUUGAAAUAUGGAACUAAAGCCCAGAAAAAUGCAGUGUUUAAAGCCUUUCACGGAAAUGUUAGGAAGAUAGUGAGACACACUGUGGCAGCAGCUGUACUGGAAUAUGGUUAUAAUGAAUAUGCUACAGCAGCUCAGAGAUCCGCUCUGAUGGAAGAGUUUUAUGGUCCAAGCUUUGCCUUGUUCAAGUCCCCAAAUGUCACAACUUUAGAGCAGAUUCUCAAGGAACAGCCCACGAGGAGAGACAUGAUCCUAAGCAACAUGAAGGAGGCCAUUACACCUCUAGUAGAUAAAACUGUGUUGAGCCAUACCAUUGUCCACAGGGCUUUUUUUGAGUACUUCACAUAUGCAUCAAACAAGGCCAGGAUGGACAUGAUUGAGCUCCUAAGAGAGAACAUCGUCCACAUGGUGCACACGCGAGAUGGGUCCAGGGUGGCUAUGUACUGUAUUUGGUAUGGGACUGCUAAGGACCGCAAGGUGAUAAUCAAGUCUUUCAAGGGCCAUGUUGUGAAGUUGUGUAAGGAGGAAUAUGGACACAUGGUGAUGCUGGCUUUGUUUGAUGCUGUAGAUGAUACCAAGUUGAUGGAGAAAGCAGUUUUACAGGAAAUGUUGAAAUCUCUGUAUGAAGUUUGCUUUGACCAGUAUGGACUGAAGGUUUUGCUGUACCUGCUCAGUCCCAGGGAUCAAGUGUAUUUCCACCCCGAUGUGAUCAAGGUAUUGGAGCUGGGAGAUGCCAACCCUAACAGUAAAAAAGACGCGGCUGUGAGAAGGAAAGAGUUGUUGAGUGCUGUGUCCAGCCCUCUGCUUCAGUUCAUAGUGGAUCAUACCAAGGAACUGGUGAUGAGCAACUCUAGGCUGCUGCUUAUAUUGGAUAUCCUGACCCAUGCUGAAGGUGACCCCACUGCAGCAAUGGAGGCCAUUUGCAAAAUUGCCGCUGAGCCAUUUGUGAGUGGAAGUCUUGAGAACUUUCACAUUAUUGAGCACCCAGCAGGUCACAUGACUCUAAAGAAGCUGAUCAAAAAUGAUGCGGAGAGGAUGAAACAGAAUGAAAAAGUGCUGUUUACAGACAUACUUCUGAGAACCGUGUCUGAGAGUUCACUGAAGUCCUGGGCAGCUUGUAACAGGGGAUGCUUUAUUUUGAUAACCAUUUUAGAAUUGAACAAUGAAAAGAUGUCUGCAGAAGUGAAGAAACGGUUAACCUCCGUUAAGAAGUCACUGGGUAAGAUGGAGUUCAAGGGGGCACAGAUUCUACAGAGCAAACUAAACGAAGCAUGAAGAAAAUUAUAUAUAUAUAUAUAUAUGCGUAUAUCACAGUGGAAUUUGACCGCCCUGGUUCCAUCUGAUUAUGACCAAUGGCAGUUUGGUGCUUAAUGUCACAAUCUUUGUAUUCCAGUAGAAGUUGUACUUUGAAAUUUACAUACAGUACCAUUUUCAUUUUAAAUACAGGUAAAUACAGUUGUUAAGAUGAUUGUCUUAUGAUUUAUCAAGAACUGAAAGUAGGCUUGUGGGGCAAAAGUUCAUGUUGCCUGUCACUUUGAAAUGUUAGAGGAAAUCUAAACAAAUUUGAGGCAAGAUCACUUUUCAAUUGCGUAAUUACAAUUUAAGUGAACUGCUUGAAGAGACUGGCUCAAAAUUAUGCAUUAAUUUCAUUUACAUGGACUUGAUAAUUAUAUUCAUUGUGUAGGUCUU
Molecule: messenger RNA, 2957 nt
Organism: Lingula anatina
Lineage: Eukaryota; Metazoa; Brachiopoda; Lingulata; Lingulida; Lingulidae
Product: pumilio homolog 3
Biological process (GO): regulation of translation
Cellular component (GO): nucleolus
Molecular function (GO): mRNA binding
Source: RefSeq, a predicted model, not a curated record